AUGGUUGGUUCGGCAACGACUACCACGCCAGCAGCAGAAGCGAACAGCGCUGAGCAUCAAAAUGAAGAAUUUGAUCCCAGGGAAGUGUGCAUAGUGGGAGCAGCGCGCACGCCCAUGGGAAGCUUCAUGGGAUCGCUCUCCUCCCUCUCCGCCACCCAACUCGGCGCCAUCGCCAUCAGAGAGGCUGUGGGGAGGUCGGGUCUGGGGCCGGCGGAUGUGGAGGAGGUGUAUAUGGGCAACGUGCUGAGUGCGGAUCUGGGGCAGGCCCCAGCCAGGCAGGCGGCACUUGGGGCAGGCCUGCCUGACUCCGUUGUGGCAACCACCGUCAACAAAGUCUGUGCCUCCGGCAUGAAAG
Messenger RNA from Closterium sp. Yama58-4, 355 nucleotides. The record is from the annotation of a GenBank genome assembly. NCBI's taxonomy places the organism in Eukaryota, Viridiplantae, Streptophyta, Zygnematophyceae, Desmidiales, Closteriaceae.